CGCGGGAGUGGGGUUUGGAGCGAAGCGGGGACGGUGCGGAGCGGUCCCGUCCGGUGCGGUCCCUGACACGCACAGGGGGAGCUCCCCGUGCCCAGCCAAGCCCACCCGGCGUCCCCCAUGCGCGGUGCCCGGUCCAGCGCUGCCGCGGAGGAGCCCUAGGCAAAGCCGAGCCCCCGCAGUCUGCCCGGGAGGCUGCUGGGGGGGGGGUGGCGGGCCAUGGGGGUGGCAGGGACCGAGCUGCCCGGCGGCAAUGUUAGCGCCAACCAGAGCGCCACCGACCCCACUCUGUCGCGGGAUGUGUGGAUGGUGGGCAUGGGGAUCCUCAUGUCGGUGAUCGUGCUGGCCAUCGUCUUCGGCAACGUGCUGGUGAUCACCGCCAUCGCCCGGUUUCAGCGCCUGCAGACUGUCACCAACUAUUUCAUCACCUCGCUGGCCUGUGCUGACCUGGUGAUGGGGCUGGCCGUGGUGCCCUUCGGCGCCUGCCACAUCAUCAUGGAAAUGUGGAAGUUUGGGAACUUCUGGUGUGAGUUCUGGACCUCCCUGGAUGUGCUUUGCGUCACAGCCAGCAUUGAGACCCUCUGCGUCAUUGCCGUGGACCGGUACUUCGCCAUCACCUCCCCUUUCAAGUACCAGAGCCUGCUGACCAAGAGCAAGGCACGUGUGGUCAUCCUUGUGGUGUGGGUAGUCUCAGCCCUCACCUCCUUCUUGCCCAUCCAUAUGCACUGGUACCGGGCAGACCGUGAUGAGGCCAUUCUGUGCUAUGAGAAGGACACAUGUUGUGACUUCUUCACCAACCAAGCCUAUGCCAUUGCUUCCUCCAUCAUCUCCUUCUACCUGCCCCUCGUGGUCAUGGUAUUUGUGUAUGCCAGGGUCUUCCAGGUGGCCAAGAAGCAGUUGCAGAAGAUAGAUAGGAGUGAGGGGAGGUUUCACAUCCAGAACAAGGAGCAGGAGCAGAAAGGGGGAGCUGGGCACCGCCGUUCCUCCAAGUUCUUCUUGAAGGAGCACAAGGCCCUCAAGACUCUGGGCAUCAUCAUGGGCACCUUCACCCUGUGUUGGCUGCCCUUCUUCAUCGUUAACAUUGUGCACGUCAUCCAGGACGACAUCAUACCUAAGUACGUGUACAUCCUCUUGAACUGGCUGGGCUAUGUCAACUCUGCCUUCAACCCUUUGAUCUACUGCCGGAGCCCGGACUUCAGGUACGCCUUCCAGGAGCUCCUCUGCCUCCGCAGGUCUGCCCUGAAGAUGUAUGCCAACGGCUACUCCAACAGCAACGGCAGGAGUGACUACAACGAGGAGGACAACGGCUACCCCCUGGCAUCGGAUAAAACCCGCGAGUUGCUCUGCGAAGAGGGCUCCUUCCCUCACCCCGAGGAUUUUUUGCACUGCAAAGAGAUCCCUGGGUGUCCAGGAAUGGUUGAGAGCUGAAUGGGCUGAUCUCUCUUCCUCACCAUCCUGAGCUCAUGAGGGCUCUGAAGAGAUUGCAUGGGAGCAUGGUGUUGCUUCUCUGAGCCUGGGGAUGCUGUGGGAAGUGAUUGCCUUGGCAAAUGUCUUCAUCCCAACCCAUAGCCCAUCAUGCAUCGCCUGAAGGAGAAGCUGAUGAAGGAUAACCAGAGGACCAGGAAAGGCUCUACUAGCACUUCAAGCAUGGGAGGACACAGAUGGAGAACCAGCACUAAGAGAGGCACUUGGCAGGAGUCAAUGCAUAUGAAGAAGCUACAGGACCCCUGUGAACUGAAGGAGGUGAAUGUCCAAAUCACCACAAAAGAUGCUGAGGGGUUUCCCUGGCACAGCAUCCCUGGAAAGCACUUUCAAAAGGGAAGGGGUUGUCAGUAUCAUGUGGCUGUCUCCAGCAGCUGGAUUGGAAGAAGCACAGCAAGGCCACUGCCUUACAGUCAGGUCAGGAGACCAGCAGGACAUCUCCACAGCUGCCUGUCCACAUGUCAGCUGGGGCUCCAGUCAAAACUGGAAUCUGACCAAGGCUGAGAGAGAAGGAGCAUGGAAGACUGCUUUGGUCUAUUCUGUGCUUGUUUCUCUUUCUGGUGUCUUCUCUGUCUACCUCUUUUUCUCUCUAGGUCUCCAUGUACUGCAUGUGGAGCACAGACCCUCACAAACAAGGAGAAGUAUCAGUACAGGGCAGAUCCUUCCCUGUGUGGGUUUGUGCUGCCCAGUGCAGUGUCGUGACUGGACAGGGUUGACUUUGCACAGUGCAGGUGUAACGUGGCCUUCAUUUGCUCCUUUGCCAACAAAUCUGGAGCACCUGGACUUCAGAGGGGAGAAAGGCUUGAGCCUGGCAAUUCUCUUUCUUGCAAGCAGUCACGUGCUAGUGCAACGAGCCACACCUGGGAGCUGAGUUUUAACACCUGAGCCCCAAAACUUUGAAGAGCAUCUGUUCCUCUCCCGUAGCUGUGGACAUGAGCAUAAUGGCAGGCUGUGCACUCAGCUCCUGCAGCUUGGAUUUUGAAAAUCUCAUUCAGCAGAGAAAGAGACAGAGAUGGAGGGAGUGAUGGAGGCUCAGACAAGAAAUUGCAGGAAAAACUGAUUCAAAACCAGAGGAAAAUGUGCACCUUUUACUUGCAGGUGAUGUCCUAGCUGCAGACUGUCCUGCCCAGCUGGGUGGCUUCAGGUCUCUGUUCACCAAGCUGCUCCUGGAGGCCUGGGCAAAAUGUGCCGGUACAGAACUGUGCCGGGAGCCCCAUCUCAGACCUUCUCUCUUGGGCUUCCAGCUGCAAAAUCCUUCCCUCAUGUGCAAUCGUAUUUAUUUAUUUAUUUUCUUGCUGCUUGAUGCAAAGCUGCUAACAGCACACUCCCCAUAAACCCCCACAGCCAAAAGAGGAGGGAGGGGGUGCAUGCUGUGUGCAC
Molecule: messenger RNA, 2859 nt
Organism: Apus apus (common swift)
Lineage: Eukaryota; Metazoa; Chordata; Aves; Apodiformes; Apodidae
Gene: ADRB2
Product: adrenoceptor beta 2
Exons: 2
Coding region: 217-1425 (402 amino acids)
Biological process (GO): norepinephrine-epinephrine-mediated vasodilation involved in regulation of systemic arterial blood pressure; negative regulation of smooth muscle contraction; adenylate cyclase-activating adrenergic receptor signaling pathway
Cellular component (GO): membrane
Molecular function (GO): norepinephrine binding; beta2-adrenergic receptor activity
Source: RefSeq, a predicted model, not a curated record